Messenger RNA from Eleginops maclovinus (Patagonian blennie), 2814 nucleotides. It is a transcript of the gene gpc3, whose product is annotated as glypican 3. Gene Ontology annotation, biological process: cell migration; regulation of protein localization to membrane; positive regulation of canonical Wnt signaling pathway. Gene Ontology annotation, cellular component: extracellular region; plasma membrane; cell surface. Lineage: Eukaryota; Metazoa; Chordata; Actinopteri; Perciformes; Eleginopidae. The record is from RefSeq and is a predicted model, not a curated record. The coding region runs from base 171 to 1919 and encodes 582 amino acids. The transcript has 8 exons.
AGUUAUCAGAGCACAUUUCUGAGCGGACGGACACAAACUAAUCAUGAGGAUGCUGAUCCUGGAGCUGCAGCCUCCUCUCUUCAGUGCAAACCCGGGAUGCUAGUGUAACUUUUAAUGUGUUGAAGUUUCGUGUUUUCUCUCUGAUUUGUAUCCGCUUUGAAGUGCCUACCAUGGCUGCUCCAUCAGUGCACAGUGCGCUCUUUCUGUGCGCCUUCCUCCAGCUGUUCCCCCUGCCCGGAGGACAGGUGCCGAGCUGCCAGGAAGUGCGCACCGUGUUCCAGUCUCUGCACCCGGGCUCCAAAUGGGUCCCAGAAACCCCGGUGUCAGGUGCCGAUCUGCAGGUCUGCCAAACCAAAGGCCCGACCUGCUGUUCCAAGAAAAUGGAGGAGCGGUAUCAGGUAGCCGCACGCAGCAACAUGGAGUCUGGUCUGCAGGUUGUCAGCGCUCAACUCAAGCGUAUCAUCAUCCAGAACGCUGCCAUAUUCCAAGAGGCCUUCGAUCUGGUGCUGCGUCAUGGCCGUAACUUCACUCUGGCCAUGCUGAAGUCGGAGUUCCCGGGCCUCGGAGGUGGAGCCCAGAGCUCUGUGGGGCAGCUCUUCUUGGACAUGUCGCUCUACAUUCUGGGCUCAGACUCCACAGUGGACAACAUGGUGGCGGUGCUCUACGGUCGCCUCUUCCCCCUGGCUUACCGCCGCCUGCUUGGUGGCUCUGUAUCCUCUGCGUCUGAGGAGUGUGUGAGAGGAGCCUGGAAGGAGUCCGGAGCAUUUGGCCCCUAUCCCAAACUGAUGAUGACCCGUCUGUCUCGCUCCCUCCUGGCCACUCGGGUCUUCCUGCAGGCGCUGAACCUUGGCAUCGAGGUUGUCAACACCACGGACCACCUGCGCCCUGGCCGGGACUGCAGCCGGGCACUGCUGAGGCUCUGGUACUGCCCGCACUGCCAGGGCCUGCUGGGGCCGCCGGCCUGCAAAGGCUUCUGUCAGGCCGUGAUGCAGGGCUGCCUGGGGGGGGCGGCCGAGGUGCAGCCUCACUGGAAGAGCUACGUCGACGGGCUGGGGAAGCUGGCAGGCGGCAUGAGAGGAGAGCAGGACAUCGAAGCUGUUGUUCUUAGACUGCCUUCAAUGAUCAAACUGGCUCUCAAGCACGCUGUCAACGCCCGCAGCCGCCUCACUGCCCUGGUGAGCGGGAUGUGUGGAACUACUCCUCAGCGGACCUCUCGCUCAGUAUCAGCCCCUCCUCCCCAGCUUCCUGCCUCCUCUGCAGCCCGCAACAUGCAGCCCUCAUCCCCGGACUCUGAUGAGACUUUGGCAGGCCUCCGCAGGGAGUUCAUAUCCGACUUGAAGGGCUUCAGCUCAUUCUACAGCGGGCUCGGGGAGGCCCUGUGCAGCCGUGAGCCUCCGCCAGUGAACCACUCCCUCUGCUGGAACGGCCAGGAGAUGACAGACAGGUUUUCCGGGCCUGGAUUGAAGCGAUCACACCCCGGCUCUGAGUCCCGAAGCAACAAACCCCCUGAGCCAAUCAUCAGCCAGAUCAUAGACAAACUCAAACACAUCAACCAGCUGCUGCGGCUGGUGACGGUAUCCGAGAAGCGCUGGAGAGCCCGGUCGCGGGUAAGUGGAGCGGACGGGUGGAGCGACGAGGGGGAAGAGGGAUUCGAGAGCGGUGACUGUGACGAUGAGGACGAGUGCACUGGGGUGUCAGGCCUGGGGCCUCCACCGAGACGCAAGCGGUUACGCAUCUUUGCAGACCUCGCUGAUAACCUGGCUAUGGAGGACUUCACCUUCCAGGAGCAGCUGCUGACCCCUGGCUUGGCCUCAGCCGGGGUCGGAGGCGUCUCCUCACCUGCGGCUCCGCUGUGGAGGAGCUCCCUGAUCCCCGCCUUCCCAGUGACGCUCCUUCUGCUCCUGCUUCGUCACCACUGACCGCUGCAUUCACACCACCUCUUUCCCUUAGGAUUCAAUGCAAACUGUGGAACGGGAACUUUUUUUUAAAAUCAGGGUCCCAAUGUAAAGUCCAUCAGAGGAAGCAUGAACCAAAUACUGCAUUUCUCAUUAUUUAUUUUAGCAAUUCAUUCCAAAUGUCCAAAACAAGCCUCUUAAAGCACACCACAUAAACCCGAGGCACUGUGUAAAUAACAAACUCACCCUCGGCUCCACUCCCACUACAGUUAGGACAACUUUUGGGCCCUCUUGCCUCAGCUCCUCACACAGAUUUGUCAUAGAGCUGCAAUUGAGGGGCUACUUGGAGAAGAGACACACAACAGACUCUGUUAAAAAACACAAGUUAUUAUCCUACUGGAAUAAGUAGGGAAGAAGAAGAACGCUUUGCUACUCUCUUCCAUAAUGGGGGGCUGUGAACUCUCUACUGAGCUUUAACCCUUAUUUAAACAUGCACUGUACCUUGAGAUUUCUACUUCAAUCUCAUUGUGUCCUAGUGAUGACUAAAUUAUUUCAGACUGAUUUCCUCACGCACUCUUACCGUCAGUGUUUGCUUUGUUUUGUAACGCUGAUGAUUUUCUAAAGCAACCGCACCGUAAUUAAAAUAAGAGCUCUCCCAUUCAGCCUGAUAACUGUACAGAUGUAUGUUUCUCUGUGUUGGUGCCAUGUUUACAACUAAAAUGUGUUAAUUUGAAAUAAUGGCAUAUUUCAUGUGGUUUGUAGACUGAAUUGUCGGCUGGACUGUGAAGCACUGCUGCAGAUUUCUAGCUUUUUCUUUAGCAUUGUGAGUAAAGCGAGGAGUAAUGUGAAAUAUAAAUGUGUGUGAGUUAAUUUUGUAAUGCCGUCAUUGAGCUCAUACAUUAAAAACAUUUGGACAUUU